Molecule: messenger RNA, 1648 nt
Organism: Ceratina calcarata
Lineage: Eukaryota; Metazoa; Arthropoda; Insecta; Hymenoptera; Apidae
Product: mitochondrial glycine transporter
Exons: 9
Coding region: 527-1423 (298 amino acids)
Biological process (GO): glycine import into mitochondrion
Cellular component (GO): mitochondrion; mitochondrial inner membrane
Molecular function (GO): glycine transmembrane transporter activity
Source: RefSeq, a predicted model, not a curated record
UAAACAGGAAUUCCUGUUUGCUUCACGUAGCGGGCUUUUUUAAGCGAUCUAUCUAUAUAGAUUUUCAUUUAAGCGCGUAGAAAUAAUAUAUAGAAGAAUACAAUGUACUCUAUUUAAUAAUAAAAUACAGACAAGAUUGAUUAAAAAUAUCCGUGGCUAUCCUAAAUUAAUCUGUACAAAUUUUUCGAUUCGUCUGUUCGUAGUUCCAUACUGUAUUGGAAAAUUUCUUUACAAAUGUAACAAAUAAAGUUGUGAAAUCCACGUUGAUGUGUUGUCCUCGAUUCUCAAUUAAAAAAUGUUGAUUUGCAACUUAUUGCAGCCAAGUUGCGUUAUAACGUUGCGUUAUUGUUUAAACGCGAUUAUGUACGUACUUAUCUUCGACGUUGAUAUUGAUGACAAAUAUACUAUUUCGAUACCAUGUAUUAUUCAUACCACAGAGAGAUGUUGCUAUCGUAUCAAAAAGAACAUAAACACGCGUGUAUAUCGUUUGAUUUGAUAUUUUUGGAUUUUUUGUCGGAGGAUUGAUAUGCAGGGUUAUUCUACUGACCCUGAACGAAAUCAAACACAGAUAGAGGAAGAUUAUCCUAUUCUGAAAUCUUUCCUCGCGGGAUCGUUGUCUGGUACAUUCUCAACUAUUUUAUUUCAACCACUGGACCUUAUUAAAACCAGGCUUCAAAGCAAAGUAAAUCUUCAUCUUGACAAUCCGAGAAAUGGAACCUUGGGAAUAAUAAUUCAUAUAAUUAAGAAAGAAAAUGUAUCUGGUCUCUGGAGGGGUAUGACUCCGUCCAUUACCAGAGUUGUACCUAGUGUUGGAUUAUAUUUCUCAUCGUUGCACUGGUUAAAACAUACGUUACAAUUAAAAGACCCUCUCACACCUACAGAAGCAAUGUUAUUAGGCAUUACAGCAAGAUCUAUGGCUGGAGCUUUGCUGAUUCCAAUAACAGUAGUAAAAACACGUUUCGAGAGCGACGUCUAUAAAUAUAGUAGUGUUGGAGAAGCAUUGAAAUUAAUAUACAGACACGAAGGAGCGAGAGGACUUUGCAUUGGAUUAGUACCGACGUUGUUAAGAGACGCUCCUUACAGCGGCCUUUAUCUCACGUUUUAUACUCAAUUAAAGAAUGUCGUUAGUGAAACAGAUUUGCUCGGCAGUAAGCCAUCUCCUCCGAUUCACUUCAGCUGCGGAGUGUUAGCAGGAAUACUAGCUUCCAUCAUAACACAUCCGGCUGAUGUGAUUAAGACGAAAAUGCAAUUAUAUCCGAAUGAAUUUCGAGGCGUUCGUAAUACGGUUCUCAGGAUUUAUCAUAAGUAUGGCAUGAUGGAAUAUUUCAAAGGAAUCGUUCCACGAAUGUUGAGAAGGACGUUAGUGACAGCAAUGGCUUGGACCAUAUACGAGGAGGUUACAAAAAGUAUAGGGCUUAAUUGAGACAGUUCGUACGUACGGCGGAAUGAGACUCAAUCAAUCGAUAUACCACAUAUUUACACUUGUACAGUAUUUUUAAUCUGAACAAAAAGACAGUUCGAUUUUAGCAGACAAUUGUAUUAUAGCAAAUAUGUACAGUAUUCAAAUAGAACAUCCUAUCUCGCUCAGUAAUGUAUUAUUAAUGUAUAUUACUUAUUUAAUAAAUUUUAUAAUUUGUUAAAGAUUGUA